This is a messenger RNA of Nematostella vectensis (starlet sea anemone), 4369 nucleotides long. Its product is annotated as pre-rRNA-processing protein las1. The transcript has 2 exons. NCBI's taxonomy places the organism in Eukaryota, Metazoa, Cnidaria, Anthozoa, Actiniaria, Edwardsiidae. Gene Ontology annotation, cellular component: Las1 complex; preribosome, large subunit precursor. Gene Ontology annotation, biological process: maturation of 5.8S rRNA; maturation of LSU-rRNA. The record is from RefSeq and is a predicted model, not a curated record. Gene Ontology annotation, molecular function: endonuclease activity. Bases 32 to 1552 code for a protein of 506 amino acids.
CGCCUGGUGUAGUGUAUCUAUCGUUUCAGCAAUGGCGUCAAACGCACGUGUCGUGUGUUGGUCAAAUCGCGAGGAAUGGACCCAAACAUACGAGUAUUUGUACAGUUUUCAUGACAUUUCCUUACAAAGGAGAGGUAUUGCAAGGGUUUUGGCAUGGAAAAGUCGCAGUGGCGGCAAGCUUCCUCUAGCUGUUGAAAGCACGGCCAAUUUGAUCUCUGCCCUUCUCGAAAGCCAAACUGCCCAGUACUCAUACUCUUCACAAAUGACUAUUUCCAUGGCUUUAGUAAGAUUCGUGAAUGGAUUCACUGACAAGAGUCAAAAGGGUGUUUACGCACGAUCUGUGCAAUCUAUAGCAGAUGAAAUCGGCCUUCCUGAUUGGUUGGUUGACUUGAGGCAUGAAUCAACACAUGCUGCUAAAUUGCCUUCCCAGCAGACUUUGUGUGCUGGGGUAAAGGUAGCGCUCGAUUGGCUGGAAGAAGGAUAUUGGAAGGCACAAAUGAGGAUGCAUAGCGAUGCUGAGGAAAAAUUGCCAGCGUUACUGGAAAAGUACAGGGAGACAAUAGGACCUCUGGUGGGUACAAAGAAGGCCAAGCGGAUUGCGCACACGAGUUUGCCACUUGUGCAGGAAAUUGUUAAUCUGGUCCUUUCUAACAAUCUUUGGUCUUCCCUUCAAGCCUGUCUCUUGGGUGACGGUCUGCUGACAUCACUGCCAGGAACCUGUUCCCCUGACACAGAGAGUGCAUUUUUAUCCGUUCAAAAUGAGCUAGUCACUAUUUGGAAACCACUGUUUGUAGCGCUGGACAAGGAAUCAAGUGAAUUUAUUCCUGGGCUGCUACUAUCAAUCUUGACUUCUGAUGGGCAUAUCCAGCAACCCAGUAAAGAUCAAAUGAAUGUCAUGUGCUGGGCUAAAUGGAUCAUCCAGUCAUUCUCACACACUCAGCCUUAUUUUACCUGUGACAUGCCAUGGCCUGCUGUAUUAGAGGCUUCACUUCUAAGGCCAGUAGCCUUUACCAAGACAAUUGUAGAACUAGUUCUUAAACAAUUACCAACGCUAUCAGAGUCAUUAGUGGGCCAGGUGUUACGGUGUAUGGAUAUCUACUCCGGUCACUUUUUAUGCAGUGUUGAUACAGGUGAUUUUGUUACUGAGGAGAUUUUAAGUGAAAUGCUACAGAAAAAGCAUGAAAGGUAUUCCAAGAAAAACAAAGGUAUCUGUGGUUCUGAACAUGGAUGGACAGUUUCGCACACAAACACACAAUGGCAUUUGAUCCCUUUUGGUGAAAUUCUUGGAACAUCAAGCCAAGAUAGCUCUUUAGAGCUUCAAGACUUUGACUGUGCCACAUGCCAAGCACCGGGUAGACAGAGCGACCAGAAUGGACCCCUAAAUGUGUUUCAUUCCAUGGAAGAGGAGGAGGAUAGCUCUAGUUGUCAGGACGAUGAAGAUGACACUGGUGUGUGUUCUCUGGACGACACCUUGCCAGAGGAUGGGAUUGCUGCUAUGGAGACAGAUCUUCUUAAUGUGAAGGAAAUACAGCAGCAGAUUGUCUUGUUCUGACAGGUAGGUAGAUAAAACAGAUUAUAAUAACAAGUUCACCAAUUUUUUUUUUACCUGAUGGGCAGGUAGGUAAAAUAUAUUAAUGAUUCAAUAUAUAUGGUGAUAUGUAAUGGAUUUUUUUUUUCUGACAGGCAGGCAGUAAAUGGAAUAGUUAUAAUAAUAAUGGGUUUGUUCUGACCCGACAAGCAGUUAGAUAAAAUAGCUAUGCUUUGAUAUCUAGAGAUGAAACAGGUUUUGUAAAAAUACUCCUCAAAGCGCCUUCCCUAAUAAGCACCUUGACUUAAAAAACUAAAUAAGCUCCAAGGCACAUAAAAGACCAAUUACUGUAAGCAGGACAUAGCUAGAGAUGCUAGAACUGUGACCAAGCCAACAUCUCUUGGAGUGAAUAUCUUCUUUAUUAUUGCAAGUCUUAAAUUUCGCAAAAAUUUUCUCGCCACAUCUCGCGAGUCUUUAAUUUAAGCGAUCGCGGAAAAAAACUUAUUACAGGGAAUUUAAUUUCGCGAAAUUGAAGUUUAGGUGGCUUCAGUUUUUCUACAAAAAAUAACUUUAACCCACAACUGAAACGAGACCAAUAUGUUGAAACACGCUGUUCCUGUAAUGUUCUUGCUCUCUCGCUCGAGCAUCAUUACAUGUCCUCACUAAGAGAUCUCAAUAAAUGAUUUUUCUGUAUCCAUUAGAUUCCGCGAGAUCCUAAUUUUAUUUUAUUUUCACUGAAAUUUAGAGACAAAAUGGUUCCCAUGUUAAAGUGUUCUAAAUUGUAGAAAAUUAUAGAUCUAACAAUUAAUUAUCACAAUUGAAAAAAACAGCGUAUCCUUGAUCAUGCUCACCGUAUUCUCGUUUUUUUAACGAGAAGGCUUUGUUUUUUAAAAAUCUCCCAAAUAAAACUUUAAAAAUAUACGAGAUAAUUUCAUUUAAGCGCUUUUCACGUUAAUUGGUGUCACUAAAACCGCGCGAAAAGGUGGGAGAGUGACAGUCGCGCGAAACCUUGCGCGCGAAAAAGUUACACAAGUUUCUUUUGCGUCACGAGUUGCAGGAAAGUAGAAUUGGUUUAUGAGUCUCUACCCAGGUGCGUAGCCAGGGGGGUGGUAAAGGGGGGCUGCUCCCCCUCCCUUUUAGCAGCCAAAAUACAGUAAAUGUAUGAGACGUUAUCUAAAAUACACGAGAAAAUACCUUGAAAGCCCCUUUUGGGUCCCCUCUUUACAUCUGGGUCCCCUCCUCGUAACAUUGCCAGACAAAUCGAGGAAGGUAAAGUAUCAGACUUCAAAUGUGGAUGGAUAAUUAUUUUGAAGGUUUAUUUUUGGCAACUAAACCUUUUACUUUGAUAUCUAAACAGUAACAAAGGAGUGGUCUUGAGAUCCACUUGAAUCGCUGGAAAAUUCGAUCCAUCCUACAAUAGACGCGACUGCAUUCGGAAUCACUGAAGCACAGGAUAGUCUAUGGAUGAUUAAAUUUUCUAAAAUAUGAGACAUUUAAUGUGAAAAUAAACAUUAAAAUAAACCUGAUAGGGAUGCUCGUCGUAUUUUUCGGGGUCUCGGGUAUUAUAGGGGGUAUCUGAGAGAAAAUAGGUCUAGUAUGGCUUGUAAUUUUUGCCUCUGGGGUAUUAUUUACGUUAACAUCUUUUAGCGUGCAGGUAUUUUUCGAAUUUCCCGAUGAGCAUCGCUAUCACUUUUACCCUAGAGGGUACACGAAAUAGCACGCUUGGGGCUUAAAAAAUAACUUAGUUGUGAGACAACAUUUAAUAGAUGAUAUGAAUACAUAUAAAAGGCGCAUGAAGUUAUGGUUGGAUAAUUCAAGUGAACUCCGCCCGCCUAAAUAAGGAGAAAAAGACCGCUGAUCCGUGUAUCCCUGACGUGUGAGUAAAGAAAUUCAAUACGCUUGGCUGGCUGCGGGCUCAAGCGAUAACGUGUUAGGCAAAGUUGACACCCUGUUGAAAACUCUGAUAUCGAUCUGAUAUAUCCACAACUUCUAUCAACCUUGGGAAAUAUUUUCUCUGUAAAUCAACUUGAACUUUCAAGUUGAAAAUACCUUAGGGACUCAGGAAUUGUUUGCUAUGCUGAAAGGGUUGUAUGUGAUGUUUUCGGUUAGAAUCGCGAGACGUGGGAUUCGUUAUCGCCUCGAGGGGACCGUUUAUCGCUGUGACGUAACCUUGAGCUCAUCAAAUGAUUUCCGCUGAUGAGUGCGGGCAGUGGCUUGGAGUCUACCAGCCGUAGCUCCGCUAAAACGCGCCUCAGAGACCUUUCUUACUAAUAGGAUAUACAUAUACAUGAUUUGGCACAGCAUGCUUGAAAAUUCUGGCAGAUUUUUGAGACAUGGUGAUAGAGGUUUUCCGGUUUGGGCGAAAUAAAACCGAAAGCGAAUCACGAGUGGUAGAUUAGGCAAAUAGCAUCGAUAAAAUUUGGAGGAAUAGUUUAAAUGUUUAACGUCAAGAAGUUGUUUAUCCGAGGCUGCAAAGCUUCAGACGUGAACCGAGGAGUGAAGGCCAUUGUUUUUGGUUUAUUAAUGUUGUCUUUAAUGUAAAUAAACCUAGCCAAUAGGACAGCCGAGUUCUGUUAAAAGUGACACAAACAAGGCACCCCGAUAUUGCAUACAAUUUACGGAAGCCCUAGUUUAUAAUUAAUCUAGCGAUAGGCCCUCACCCCUCAAACCACCGGUUGUCACUCCCCCCAGGAUCACACACGCUCAAGUCAACGCUGUUAUUCCUGAGUUUCAAACUAAAAGCCUUCCAAAAUGUCUCUCACGGCAGUAAAGGAGAAAAUGCAGAUGAUUAAGGACUCAAUUGAUGAGGCCGAAGAGAGAGAAAGUAAUGCCAAGUUGGAA